AUGCAACCUGUUAAAUUGUUGAAUUUAUUGUCUAUUGAACAUUUAACAUUGAAUGCGCUACGCUUUAAUGGUACAGUUAAACAAACAACAUCAAAUAAAUUGAAUAUUAAAACUGAGAAAUCAGUUGUACAAUGUGAAAAAAGUGGAAAUCAAUCUUUGAAUAAACUAGUCUACAAAGUACCAGAAUACUAUCAACAUGAUAUGUAUUGUUUUUAUGAUUAUGAAGUUGAAUUGAAAAGCUUUCGACUACCUCAACCUAAUCCUUUAUAA
Messenger RNA from Heterobilharzia americana, 270 nucleotides. NCBI's taxonomy places the organism in Eukaryota, Metazoa, Platyhelminthes, Trematoda, Strigeidida, Schistosomatidae. The record is from the annotation of a GenBank genome assembly.